AGGGGUGCGCGCGCGCGGGCGGGCGAGCGAGGUCCUCGCGGAACAAAGGAAACCCGGGAGCGCAGCAGCGCGGGGAGCAAGGGAGGGGAGCGCGGAAACGGUGCCAAACCUCAUUCCCGGGGCCUCCCGGGGGGUCGUCCGCCUUCCACCAUGACCGCCAACGGCACGGCCGAGGCGGUGCAGAUCCAGUUCGGUCUAAUCAACUGCGGCAACAAGUACCUGACGGCCGAGGCGUUCGGGUUCAAGGUGAACGCGUCGGCCAGCAGCCUGAAGAAGAAGCAGAUCUGGACGCUGGAGCAGCCGCCCGACGAGGCGGGCAGCGCGGCCGUGUGUCUGCGCAGCCACCUGGGCCGCUACCUGGCGGCCGACAAGGACGGCAACGUGAGCUGCGAGCGCGAGGCGCCGGGCGCCGACUGCCGCUUCCUGAUCGUGGCGCACGACGACGGCCGCUGGUCGCUGCAGUCCGAGGCGCACCGGCGCUACUUCGGCGGCACCGAGGACCGCCUGUCGUGCUUCGCGCAGACCGUGUCGCCCGCCGAGAAGUGGAGCGUGCACAUCGCCAUGCACCCGCAGGUCAACAUCUACAGCGUCACCCGCAAGCGCUACGCGCACCUGAGCGCGCGGCCCGCCGACGAGAUCGCCGUGGACCGCGACGUGCCGUGGGGCGUCGACUCGCUCAUCACGCUCGCCUUCCAGGACCAGCGCUACAGCGUGCAGACCUCCGACCACCGCUUCCUGCGCCACGACGGACGCCUGGUGACGCGCCCCGAGCCCGCCACCGGCUACACGUUGGAGUUCCGUUCCGGAAAGGUGGCCUUCCGCGACUGCGAAGGUCGUUACCUCGCCCCGUCGGGGCCCAGCGGCACGCUCAAGGCCGGCAAAGCCACCAAGGUGGGCAAGGAUGAGCUCUUCGCCCUGGAACAGAGCUGCGCACAGGUGGUGCUGCAGGCGGCCAACGAGAGGAACGUGUCCACGCGCCAGGGUAUGGACCUCUCAGCCAAUCAGGACGAAGAGACCGAUCAGGAGACCUUCCAGCUGGAGAUAGACCGGGACACCAGGAAGUGCGCCUUCCGCACCCACACGGGCAAGUACUGGACACUGACGGCCACUGGAGGCGUGCAGUCCACCGCAUCCACCAAGAACGCCAGCUGCUACUUUGACAUCGAAUGGCGUGACCGCCGCAUCACGCUGCGAGCGUCCAAUGGCAAGUUUGUGACCGCCAAAAAGAACGGGCAGCUGGCCGCCUCAGUGGAGACAGCAGGAGAUGCCGAGCUCUUCCUCAUGAAGCUGAUCAACCGCCCCAUCAUAGUGUUCCGUGGGGAACACGGUUUCAUCGGCUGCCGCAAGGUCACGGGUACCCUGGAUGCCAACCGCUCCAGCUACGAUGUCUUCCAGCUUGAGUUUAACGACGGUGCCUACAACAUUAAAGACUCCACGGGCAAGUACUGGAUGGUGGGCAGCGAUUCCUCAGUCACCAGCAGCAGUGAUGUCCCGGUGGAUUUUUUCUUCGAGUUCUGCGACUACAACAAGGUGGCCAUCAAGGUGGGCGGACGCUACCUGAAAGGGGACCAUGCCGGGGUCCUGAAGGCCUGCGCAGAGACCAUCGACCCAGCCUCGCUCUGGGAGUACUAGGGCCAUCUUCCCCCAUGGGCCGCCCCUCCAGACCCUCCCGCUAGCCUUCCUCCUCAGGUGGCCCCAUAACAAGUGGUUGAGCCCCUUGCCUUCCAAACUGGAAAACCCAGAGAAAACGCUGCCCCCCCCACAUGUCGCCCUCCAUGGACCCUUUCUCCCCCUUCCUUGCUGUCCAUGGGUCAGUGGCCAUAGCCGUCCCUUGGAGGGACUUUGGAUCCCUCAGCACCCCUCCUCUGCCAUGGGGCACACUGGCACCUCUUUUCUUCUGACCUCAGACGACUCUGAGCCUUAUUUGCCCAGGAAGUGGCCCAGGAGAAGUAGGGGCCUGGGGAGCUGCCUCAGUCUCUGGGCUUUUAACUGGAAUCUCCUGUACACAUGCCCUCCCCCCCUCCCCCAGCCUGGUAUUGGCACCUCGCUCGGUGUCCCACAUCAGGAGACAAGCCUUGAGGUGGGCCUGCAGCUGGAGGAGGCCUGGCUUGCUCAGAGUGUGCUUCUGAAUCACGUCUGGAGGGCAGCCCUCAUCCUAGAGGCCCAGCCUAGUUCCCUGGUGCAAAGUGGGCUGGAUGAUGGUGACUAGUUUGCCCCCUGUAUUUCUGGGAUUUGGGGGUGGGGUACCCUGCUCCUGUCUCAUUUUCACCCUGGCCAGACUGGAAAUGACCAAAUCAGUAUUUUUUUUUUUUUUUAAAUGAAAUGUUAGCCUUGGAAGUGCCCCAGCUCGGAGCUGUGAGUGGUCUUUGGGGUGGGGUGUCACUUGUUUACCUUCCCAGUGGGUCUUGUCCCCUCCUGCCUGUUCACUCCUCAGCCUGGCCCUGUGAUUGGUGCUUCACCUCUCUGCCUCACACCUUGGGGCUCCUGGGCAGGAGGAAGCCAGGUGCGUCCCUUCCCCGGGAGCCCCGGAGGUUGGGCUCUCCUUGGGCCUGGCUCCCGGCUCCCGGCCGCCACCCCUGCCCCAUCAGUUCCUACCAUCACCAUGUAUCUCACUCUGGGUGUCUUGGUCUUUUUUUAUUUUUAUUUUUUGUAAGUGUCAUUUGUAUAACUUCAGAGGCCCACCAUAGUUGCUUUGAACUGGAAAACAGCAAAAUAAAGUAACGCCAGUGCA
Molecule: messenger RNA, 2731 nt
Organism: Jaculus jaculus (lesser Egyptian jerboa)
Lineage: Eukaryota; Metazoa; Chordata; Mammalia; Rodentia; Dipodidae
Gene: Fscn1
Product: fascin actin-bundling protein 1
Exons: 5
Coding region: 151-1632 (493 amino acids)
Biological process (GO): cell migration; actin filament bundle assembly; establishment or maintenance of cell polarity
Cellular component (GO): growth cone; filopodium; lamellipodium
Molecular function (GO): protein-macromolecule adaptor activity; actin filament binding
Source: RefSeq, a predicted model, not a curated record